AUGGAGGAUGGGCCCCGGGUUUCACGCAGCCCACAGGCCAGGGCUCUGGGCAUCCCUCACCCUGUGGAAGGAGCUGCGGCUGCCAGCAGAUGCGUCCAGGGUGGAUGGGCAGAGCUGGGGCCAGCAGCGGGAGGGGCGGGGUGGGGCGGAGUGGGGCGGGCGGGGCGGCUGCAGGGCUCCGCCCGCUCCCUUGCCAGGCAGCAGCCAGCCCUUCACUAUACCCUCGGCAUCACUUGGUCCCUGUCACCUCUUUGCUCUCCUCGUCUACAUCCAAGCCCCAAGCUGGCGGCCCCGGAGGCAGCAGACCCCACGGAGGAGUGGGAUGAAGCCCGCUUUCAGAAGGAGGUGGAGAGCCUCAAGUACCAGUUGGCCUUCAAGAGGGAGAUGUCGUCAAAGUCCAUCCCGGAGCUCCUCAAGUGGAUCGAGGACGGGAUCCCUAAGGACCCCUUCCUGAACCCCGACCUGAUGAAAAACAACCCAUGGGUGGAGAAGGGCAAGUGCUCGAUCCUGUGAAGCCCAGCCGGGCCGAAGGCCCUUCCUGCCAGACACUUUAUAAAGACUCUAAAAGGCAGUGGCUCUCGUGUGUUUUCUAACAAAAACAGCAAUUCUGGGGUCAAAUGGAGCUCCAGACUCCCAGCCUGGGCCUGAGUGUCCGCC
Messenger RNA from Sorex araneus (European shrew), 657 nucleotides. RefSeq names its product G protein subunit gamma 13 (gene GNG13). Gene Ontology annotation, molecular function: G-protein beta-subunit binding. The record is from RefSeq and is a predicted model, not a curated record. The transcript has 4 exons. Gene Ontology annotation, cellular component: heterotrimeric G-protein complex. The coding region runs from base 1 to 513 and encodes 170 amino acids. Gene Ontology annotation, biological process: sensory perception of taste; phospholipase C-activating G protein-coupled receptor signaling pathway. NCBI's taxonomy places the organism in Eukaryota, Metazoa, Chordata, Mammalia, Eulipotyphla, Soricidae.